AUGGCAGUCAAUAUUUCGUUAAAGAGAAAUCAAACAAACGGACAAGCUGAUCUGAAAGAUGUACUGUGAGAGCAAAUUAAUUUGAUAUUUAAAGAGCAUGAUUUUCCACAAAUGAAAUUAGUUCAAAGUGAAAAUAAAUUAAUUCCAGAUUAUUCAAGCCUAGCAGAAACAGUUUUGUCUUUAUUUAAUUAUGUAUCCUCAAACGAGAAAAGUUAUCGAACAAAAAUAUACUGCGCCUAAUUAAAUUCAAUAAUAGUUGUUGUUCCUUAUUUAUAAUUAAACUUCAUUUUGGUUAUUUAAUUAUAAUUCAUUAACAAUUAAUAUAGAAAAAAUGAAAAAUGCGCUAGAAACAUCUCAAGAAGCUUUAAAUAAGUUGAAUGAAAAAUACCAGGAACUAAAACUUAAAUUAAAGAAGAGAAAUCAAAAAAUCGAAGAUUUAAUAGAAAAGCUUACUAAGUUUAAUGAUCUUGAUAAUAUUCUUAAAGCUAUACACACAAAUGCAAAGAAUAAAUCAAGAGAAAUUUUCAAGCAAGUCAUGCACCGAGAAUAUGAUCCUGAUCUAGAAGCUGAUUUGCAGGUUAUGUCAGUUAUUUUACUUUAUGAGCAUUCUAAAAUUAGCACAGGAAAUUCAUAUCAGAAAUCAAGCACUGAAGAAGAAGAAAAAUCGAGUGAAUCUUCAACCGAUAACUCUAUAUUGCCGCUGGCUAUAUGCUAUUUGAUCAAAAUGCUUUCAGUGUAGCAGUUGCACGAGAAAAAUUUGAUAAAAUUAUUAUUUUUAGGAAAGCGCCAUAUUAUAAAAUUCGAUCAAAUUUCUUGAAGCAUUUUAGUACUUUCAAAACUUUCCGAUCAAAAGCAUGCACCUUCUGCCGCUCAUUCUCAAUAAGCUCGAAGUAAAAUCUCCAAGCCAAGCCCUUGAAGUAAUUCAAAAAAUGCAGCAAGUAAUUUUGAUUAUCCCUAAUAUAGAAUCAUUUAUCAGCUCAAUCUAUAAAGUCCUAUUCACUCCAGAGCCAGCUGCUGAUAUAAGUAUCAAUAUGGAACAGAUUUUGCCUACAAUUAUCAGUAUGAAAAUAAAACUAAUUUCUUUGGAAAGAUUUAGAAGAUCUAUAUGUGAAAAUUUUGAACUUGAUGUGAAUAAUCCUGACGAAGUUGUUGUAAGGUAUAAUUAGAUACACAAGUCAGAAGCUUUAAAUCAUUUUAACAGGCUAUUUAAGACAGCUGGCAAUGAGUCUAGAACUGUGGAAGAAGUUUUCAUAUUUGUCCAUGAAAUGAAAAAAUUUUUGAAGGUAAGUUUUAUAUAGAUUGCAAGAGAAAUUUUAAAUUUGGGCGAUCAAAUUGCUGUAGGUAGUGUGCUUGAGAAAAUCAUAAAGGUUUUAAGUUCAAAGAGUAUUUAA
Messenger RNA from Blepharisma stoltei, 1391 nucleotides. The record is from the annotation of a GenBank genome assembly. NCBI's taxonomy places the organism in Eukaryota, Ciliophora, Heterotrichea, Heterotrichida, Blepharismidae.